UGGUUCCAAAACAUCAAAAUUGGUAAAUCCGCAAGCUGGACCAAGACUAUUACCUUCCGUAUAUUUUUUGAUCUAUUCCUUCGUGUUUGAUUAAAUGUAAAUCUAAAAAAUGGAAACGAAACCUAUAUAUGUUCUUUAUGGCUCUGAAACAGGCACUGCAGAAGAAUUGUCGGAGAGACUGUAUAGAAAUCUGAUCCGCCUCGGGUAUAGAGUAGUUACACUUCCUAUGGAUGAAUUUGAUACUCAAAAACUAAUUGAACCUCUCCUUUGCGUGUUUGUUUGCAGUACCACGGGACAAGGUGAAAUGCCUUUAAAUAUGCGGAAAUUUUGGAAAUUUUUACUUAAAAAACGUCUUCCCAUGAAUCUUCUUGAUGAUAUGCAAUACGCUGUUUUUGGGUGUGGUGAUACCUCUUACGUAAGAUACAAUUGGGCCUCAAAGAAAUUGGAUAGCCGUCUUCGACAACUUGGUGCUCAAAGCUUUUGUCCUAGAGGUGAAGGUGACGAGCAACACCCUCAAGGGGUCGAAGGUGGAUUUGCAUUUUGGUGCACACAUUUAAGCUCCGCAUUGGCAACCGUCAAAACUCCAUCUCAACCAGCUCUCAGAGAUUCCGAAAACAUACCUCCCUCUUAUUCAAUUAUUCGAUCUGGUAAUACACAUGAAUUAACAGAACAACCGCAACACACGAGAGGAGCGAUCCCCUCUACCCUCCAAGAAAAUAAUCGCAUAACUGCAGACAAGCACUGGCAGGAUGUUAGAAAGGUUGGACUUUCACUACCCAGCUCGGUGAGUUGGAAACCAGGAGAUAUUGCAGUUUUGUAUCCCUGGAAUGAUGAUGAGAGUGUCCAUAGUUUUCUGAGGUGUUUGAAGUGGGAUUCCUUCGCUGAUGAUUUAGUAUUUAUAACCUCUAAUAUUCCAGAACGAAAAAACCCUUGGCUCCCAAAUCCAUUAACAGUUUUCAAUUUUGUGAAGUACGUUAUUUCCAUACAUUCUGUGCCAAAUCGUACCUUCUUUGAAUACGCUGCACAUUUCACAAAUGAUGAUUUACACAAAGAAAGGCUGUUAGAGUUUGCUAGUCUUGAAGGUUUAGACGAUUAUUAUGACUAUGUUACCAGACCUCGUAGAACAUUACUUGAAACUCUGCAAGAGUUUCACUCGGUUCAUAUACCUUUUGAAUACGCUUUAGACGCUCUCCCUGUAAUUCGUGGCCGGCAGUAUUCCAUAGCAAACCGCUGCAAUCAGAGCGAAGGAAAACUCGAGCUACUAAUUGCAUUGGUGAAGUAUCAGACUAUUCUAAAAGAGCCUCGACAAGGAAUCUGUAGUCGGUGGUUAGCACAUCUUCAUCAAGGAAUUCAUUUUAACAUCGAAAUUUUACCAGGAUUCCUUUCACUUCCUUAUACACUAGACAGACCUUUAAUUGGUGUGGGUCCUGGUACCGGUGUUGCACCGUUACGCUGUUUGAUUCAAGAGAGGGUGAAUCUUGAAAUCAAGAAUAAUGUGUUGUUUUUUGGAUGUCGAAAGGAAUCUAUGGAUUAUCUUCUUCGUGAAGAUUGGGAGUAUCACAAGAAUGCCGGAAAUUUACAGUUGUAUUGCGCAUUUUCUCGCGACCAAGAGAAGAAAGUAUAUGUUCAACAUAAAAUCCAAGAAUAUGAAGAAAUGAUAUAUCAUACACUACGUGAAGAGGGAGGAAUGGUAUGUGUUUGCGGUUCAUCAGGAAGUAUGCCGAAUGCUGUUCGUGAUGCCAUUGCAGGCAUUAUCUCAAAAUUUGCAGGUGAGAGUAUAUCCGAAGGUUAUGAGUUUCUAAAAAAGCUUGAAAAAGAAAGAAGGUUCUUUCAAGAGACAUGGUAAAUAACUUGGUAUUUAUUGUCUUUCCCUAAUACAUUAUACCCAAAAAAAGGAUUCAAUAGAUCAUUUUACUUUUAUAAACAAAAUUGGAUAUUAGAGAACGUAGGAAUUAAUUGAGUUCAUUAACAUAAUCAUCAUUUAAAGUUAUC
Schizosaccharomyces octosporus yFS286 is the source of this 1992-nucleotide messenger RNA. RefSeq names its product NADPH-dependent diflavin oxidoreductase. Bases 110 to 1846 code for a protein of 578 amino acids. Gene Ontology annotation, molecular function: flavin adenine dinucleotide binding; FMN binding; NADPH-hemoprotein reductase activity. NCBI's taxonomy places the organism in Eukaryota, Fungi, Ascomycota, Schizosaccharomycetes, Schizosaccharomycetales, Schizosaccharomycetaceae. The transcript is spliced from 5 exons. The record is from RefSeq and is a predicted model, not a curated record. Gene Ontology annotation, cellular component: cytosol.